This is a messenger RNA of Nicotiana tabacum (common tobacco), 443 nucleotides long. Lineage: Eukaryota; Viridiplantae; Streptophyta; Magnoliopsida; Solanales; Solanaceae. The record is from RefSeq and is a predicted model, not a curated record.
AAAGCUGAAGAACAAAUGAGAAAGGCUUUUGUUGAGUUCUAUCAAAAGCUUCGACUUCUGAAAAACUUCUGUCUCUUAAAUGUGUUGGCAUUUUCCAAGAUCAUGAAGAAGUAUGACAAGAUCACCUCAAGGAAAGCUUCUAAAUCAUACUUAGAGAUGGUUAAUAAAUCUUAUCUUGGUAGCUCUGAUGAGGUUGCUAAGCUCAUAGAAAGAGUGGAGGCCACAUUCAUAAAGCAUUUUGUCAAUGGAAAUCGAAGGAAAGGAAUGAAAUCUUUAAGACCACAAGCUAAAAGAGAAACGCAUAGAGUAACAUUUUUCCUGGGUUUGUUCUCUGGCGGCUCAAUAGCAUUAGUGGCAGCUAUUGCUGUAUCCAUACAUUUCGGAAACCUUCUACAGCAUGAGGGUCGUGGGCAGUAUAUGGAAAAUAUAUUUCCACUCUACAG